GUUCCAGGAGAACAUACGUAAUGGAACCGUAAACGGGAUGUCCGACCGACUGCAAACUGGAAAUGGUAGAGGAACGCCGAGGAACCAAACAAACCAGCCAAGUCGUGCAUGUAUUACGGCUCGAUCCUCCGGUUGCAUUUCAAGGUCAAACACUGGAACACGCCCGUCUGUCGCUGACCGUAAAAGUCCGUCGAGUUCCGGCUAAAGCUACCGUCAAGGCAAACGCCGACUAUCGUGAACUGAACGUUGUUGAACGGCUAGUUGUGCACCACAUCCAGGUGAACCGUGCUUUGAGACUGCAUCGCCGCACGAAACGUGUCCACGGCCGCGUCAACCUGUAGAUGUCGUCGUCGUGUCACAUCGAACAUUCACGCACCGAGAAUAAGAACGCCAUGCUCAAGACAGCGAAAAGCGAACCGGCAAAGAAGAAGCUGUCCAUAUUGAAAGGGUAAACAAAGUAAAGUAAGCAUUUCAAAGAGCACAAAACCUGACACAACUUUUGUAAACAAGAUUUUAUCCCUCUUAUAAACUGUC
Molecule: messenger RNA, 534 nt
Organism: Culex quinquefasciatus (southern house mosquito)
Lineage: Eukaryota; Metazoa; Arthropoda; Insecta; Diptera; Culicidae
Product: 60S ribosomal protein L17-B-like
Exons: 1
Coding region: 63-341 (92 amino acids)
Biological process (GO): translation
Cellular component (GO): ribosome
Molecular function (GO): structural constituent of ribosome
Source: RefSeq, a predicted model, not a curated record